GCUCUCUGUUAAAAUCAUGGUCGGUUGUGGGUGCGCCGUUGUGUACGUGCUGUUAAGCGCAACAUUGUUUCUCCGUGGCCGUGAUGGAAAACAUAUAGCCACUCACUUUUAAUGCAAUGGCCCAAUAUAUCGAUAAUUUCAAACGGAGCUGAAUGUUCGGAUAUCAAAGUCUGCCAUAGCUGAUGGAGGAUAUCCCAUUGCCAUGAUCCCAUUCUAAAGAGAUUUUUUCAUUUACAGCCUAGCCGCGGUCAAUUCCCAUUUGUCUCCUCACAAUGAGACUGUACGCAUUUCUUCUGAAGAACAAUUUACCAAAGAUAGAAUUUUAUUCAAGGUUUUCACCAUCGCCCCUGUCAAUCAAACAGUUUCUGGAAUUUGAAGUAAGAAAGUCACACAUCUGGGAUGGCAUGAGGGUAGGGAUAAUGCAUGUGAGAAGACGUCUUACAUGUUCCUGCGUAAGGAGCUGCCGGUGCGUCUGGCAAAUACCAUGAGAGAGGUGAAUCUACUGCCUGAUAAACUGCUCAGUCAACCAUCAGUCAAACUGGUGCAGAAAUGGUACAUGCAAAGUUUCUUUGAUCUACUAGAGUUUGAAAACAGGAAGCCAGAAGAUUCGCAUGCCCUCAAUGACUUCCUGGAGACUCUUAUUGACAUCAGAAAUAGACACAAUGAUGUGGUCCCGACCAUGGCCCAGGGAGUGAUCGAGUAUAAGGAGAAGUUUGGUUUCGACCCAUUUGUCAGCUCCAACAUCCAGUACUUUUUGGACCGCUUCUACACCAAUCGAAUCUCCUUUCGCAUGCUCAUCAACCAGCACACUCUCCUCUUUGGCAAUGACAUCAACCCAGCCCAUCCCAAACACAUUGGCAGUAUUGAUCCCAACUGCGGUGUGGCUGAGGUGGUGACCGAUGCAUAUGAGACCGCCAAGAUGGUGUGUGAGCAAUAUUAUCUAGCUGCCCCAGAGCUGAAGAUAGAAGAAUUCAAUGCCAAGGCUCCUGAAAAACCCAUCCAGGCUGUUUAUGUGCCCUCCCAUCUGUUCCAUAUGCUGUUUGAAUUGUUCAAGAACGCAAUGCGGGCCACAGUUGAGCUUCACGAGGGCAGUAACGAGGGUCUUCCCCCUAUAAAAGCAAAAGUGACCCUGGGGAAGGAAGAUCUGUCUGUGAAGAUCAGUGACAGGGGAGGGGGUGUGGCUUUACGAAAGAUUGACAGGCUGUUCAACUACACCUACUCUACUGCACCAACUCCCAGUUUGGACUCUAAACGAGUGCCAUUGGCUGGUUUUGGGCAUGGCUUGCCGAUUUCCAGAUUAUAUGCACGCUACUUUCAAGGGGACCUGAAACUGUACUCAAUGGAAGGGGUGGGAACAGAUGCUGUUAUCUAUCUGAAGGCUCUCUCCAGUGAAUCAUUUGAGCGUCUGCCCGUCUUUAACAAAUCUGCGUGGCGGCACUAUCAAGGCGGCCCAGGAGCGGAUGACUGGAGCAACCCCAGCAAAGAGCCCAGAGAUGCCUCCAAAUACAAGGCCAAAAGAUAACUGCACUUCAUCCAAAUGUCCAACUGCACCCAUUUACAGACCUUCUACGUUUUAGUCUAGCUUCUGUUGCCAUGGCAACAUCACAUCAAUGCUGAGUGUUCUGUACUUUUUAGCAUUACCAGAGCAGAUGAUGUAAGUGUCAUUUAGUCUCUGUUCCUUCUUUGUGCAGCUACAGAUGUGAGAUACAGAGCCUCCUUUUAGCGUCUUCCAGAGCAGUCUAGUGAAAAGGGUGAAACUUUUGUGCCCAGAGGGUCAAAUACUUUGGUUCUCAUUUAAUUGUGCCACACAGUAGAGCCCCUGUUGGAGUUCCUGCUGCAGUCAGAGAAGGAAGCCUGGAGUCUGAGAUCAGAAUGAAGAGCAUUUCUUUUACUGCCAUUCAGAGAUUCGCAGGCUAUAGAGCACUGCAAAUGGCCUAAUGUAGAACCAUUUUGAAAAGAAAAGACUCAGGAGAAAUGAAAAUAUUUUAGUUAGAAAGUGGAUGAAUCUCACAGAACCUGUCAAGAUUAUUUACAGGUCAUAUUUCUCCCCAAAAUCAAAAAGAAAAAGUAUAUUUUGAAUAUAACGUAAAGAAUAUAAAGAAAUUAUAUUCUUAUAUUUUGUAUAAUGAAAAUUAAGCCUAUUUUAUGACCAUUGCAAUUUUUUUUCAUUGUGACUUUAUUUUAAUGACAGUUAAGUACUGUAAGUACUAUGAUUAUUGCAAUGCAGAAAAAAAUAUAAAAUUAUAUUAUUUAUAUUUAAAUAUAUAAAAAAUAUAUUAUAAAAGAGCCAUAUAAAAAAUGGCAAAUAUAUUAUACAAUUAAUGGCAGUAUUUGUUUUUAAUGCUGAAAUUAAUUAUAAUUUUAUUUUUGAAUCAUUUUUCUGGACAGGAUCAUGAAAAAGACAUUUUUAUUUAUUAUUAUUUUUUUUCGUAUUCAUAGUAAUUAGAAUUUAGAAGGAAAAUGUGCUUGAUUUUCAUUAAAAUAAUGUCACAAUGUAAGAAAUCUUAAUAGUCCUAAAGCUAGGCUUUGUUUUAUUUGUAUUUUUACGUGAAAUAUGACCUGGACAUUCAUUCCAUAAAAUAAAGGUUCACAAAAUAAACGUAGCAAAAUUGAGUGAAUAUGCAUAACUGAUGUUUCUAAACAUGGAGGAAUGCACUUUUUUUUAAACAAAAACUAAAUGUUUUCUAUUAUUAAUGUAUUUAUUUUAUUUAUUUAACCCAAACUUAUUUUGACUUCUCUCCCAAGUUGUGCAUUUGUGUAGGGGUGUACUGAUAUCAAUUCUGCUAUGUUAGCAACUCAGUUGGGCUGCAGUCACUUUUAAGGGCAAGUAGCAGAGUAUUUACAGGACUACAUCUCCUACAAUUAACUUAGACAGUAGGUCAGCAAUACAGAGCUUCCUGUUAAUGUAAAUGAAUGGACACAAUGAUAAAACUGUUAAAGAACAAUGCAUACAGCACAACAGCUUAUCAUAGCAUAACUAACUUUUUGUCUUAAAGCUGAAGUAUGUAACUUUUUCGGUGUUAAAAUACUUCCUCCUAUCCCAGCUUAAUAUGAAAAGAUAACUAUAAGUAUGCCAUUUAUAGGUAAUUUUCUUAAAAUCUGUAAAUACUGUGUCAAUGUGGCGUAUGAAAAUUCCUCUGUUUUGAGCCACCUGUCUCAGUAGAGACAAUAACACUGACUCGACCAAGGGCGUGAGUUGUUGGCAGGACUAUCUGUUUUGUUUUUUUUAUCAAUGGAAGAUGGGGGGCGUAUUCAAAAAGCUGUUUUGAAAACAAUGUUUAUUUUUGCAAUCAUGUUUGGCGGCGCUAGUGGCACAGUAAUUACAUACUUCAGCUUUAAAAAAACCAUGUACUGCUUUUAAAACAUUUUGGCCCCUGUAUGGUGACAUUAGAUGGAUAAUAUUUGAAAGAAAGUUGCUUGCAGACAUUGUUGAAACAGAAUGUAACAUUGUUUAGAUGUGCAGAGUUCCAGCCAAUUGUUGUAAUGUUACAGCAACAUGUGUUUGAGAAAAAAAAAUCAUAGAAGUAAUUUCAUUUAAUGACGUCACUGUCUGCAAUCAGUGUUAUUAACUGUGAAGGAUAGAGGCAGACAUAAAUGGACUGGAUUCUCAUGAGCUUUAUACUGAUUUAGGAGUGUUUGGGGGCAAUUAUGCAUUGAAGAGUAUUUUGGAUGAAAUACAUUGCAUUGUUUCCAAUGCUUACAAGCUUAAUUUGGCCCUGCAUGUGGCCCACUGUGUUACAAGCACUGUGUCCAAGCAGUACAUCACAAAAAUACCCUAUCAUUCAUCAAUUAAUGAUUCUUUUGAAUGCACAAGUAUAUUUUAGGUGAACCUGAAUAAUAUUGCUCUAGUUAGGUAACUUCUGCCUCUUGUUUGAGUUUAUGCUUUUACAAAUGUGUAAAAGAUUGACAUUUGUUUAUGCUUCACUUUGUGUAUCUUUACAGCAACACUCCUUGGUUAAUCUCUCAAAACCAGUCAAGAACAUGUCUAGGUCAUAUUUCACACCAAAAUGAAGAGACAGAUAUGGGAAGUUAUGUUUUGUCUAAAGAAAAGCCUAUUUAGGGACAUGAAGGUGUUUUUUUCCCCAUUAUGACAUUUUCAUAAUAAUGGCUUCACAAAUAGGAUUCAUAGAAUUUAGGGUGAAAUAUGACCUGGACAUUUCUUCCUUAGGAAAAAUAAAAAAUAAAACUUUAAAAAGCAUCUACAAUUGUCUUAAUGCUGGUUUGUGGUCUUUGGAGGUCUUUUUCAGACUUCAAGGAAACUUUUUUUUGGUGAUGAUCAUAAUAUAGUACCUUACUUUUUGUCAUACUCUUAUUAAAGUAUAGAUUUCAGUAUUCAUUUUAAAGGAUUUGUAGAAUGGUUUUAAUUUUGUUUAUUUAAUCAAUGAAGAAAGCACUUUGAUGCCUUGAACUCCUUAUGUGUUCUGAAGAGCAGACUGAAGUAUGCAAGCAUAUAUUCUUGUAAAACCAAGCUUUAGUCUUUGUCACAAUCUCAAAUAUAGUUGAUUUUGCCAGUAUACUCUUGUUUGUGCAUGCAUGUAGUCUGUUAAUGUAAAAAACACAUUGGGAAAAUCUGUUUACCUUCACAGAGAUUACUGUCCUAUUCAAGUGAACUAUAUUUUAGUGGUUCAUAAAUUUUCAGGUGGAACAGACAUUCUGUGGAACAGACAUUUUUUUCACACACACGUGUGUGUGUGUGUGUGUGUGUGUGUGUGUGUUUUCGUGAUACUUUUGUUUUUGGAAGUUUUUUGUUCUUGAUGAGUAAAACGCCACUGCUUGUAGAUAAAUGCCGCUUAAAACAAUGUUUUAACCAAGUGUUAGAUUAUUUUGUGUGACGCUGAAAUAGUUUGGAACCUGACGUUCUAUACACACAUAAAUCAUUUAUUGCAAUGAAGAUUUUGAUCUGUUAACAUUCCUUCUGAAGUACCUAUUAAAAAAUGAACAAUAAAGACAUCUUCCAAUA
Myxocyprinus asiaticus (Chinese sucker) is the source of this 4960-nucleotide messenger RNA. Its product is annotated as pyruvate dehydrogenase (acetyl-transferring) kinase isozyme 3, mitochondrial-like. Gene Ontology annotation, biological process: protein phosphorylation; regulation of glucose metabolic process. The record is from RefSeq and is a predicted model, not a curated record. Gene Ontology annotation, cellular component: mitochondrion. Lineage: Eukaryota; Metazoa; Chordata; Actinopteri; Cypriniformes; Catostomidae. Gene Ontology annotation, molecular function: pyruvate dehydrogenase (acetyl-transferring) kinase activity. The transcript is spliced from 12 exons. Bases 443 to 1522 code for a protein of 359 amino acids.